AGAUUUCGCUACCCGUUAGCUAGCACGCAUUGAUCCACUUUCACUUUCAAGUAGGAAAACAAAACAAAGAAAAAAGAAAACACGAGACAGAAACAAAUUUGCAUCCUCAACGACGCAAAACAAACACCCCAAAAACAAGGACUAGCAAAUCCUGCACUUUUCGAUUUGCGUUCGUUUUCUCCUCUGCUACUCUACGCACUUCUGACCCGAGCUGUCUCGCGUUUCUUCUUUGCCAGUUCGUGAUUUACUCGCACCCAACCGUGUCGCAACGACCGCAGCAACAACCAGGCGGACCCCGGCAUUUGCAAUCCUUUCUGUUCUCUGUAUUUUAUCGCUGGAACGCUUUGUUUGCUGUUUUUCUCACCGGUCUCUCUGUCCCUACAUAUAUAUAAAUAUAUAAAUAUAUUUCUUCUGAAUCGUCAGAAUUAAUAACGCUGACAGAUAGCUUCUCUUUUCCGCCUUCACGUUUUAGAGCUUUUCUUUACCCCUUCAUUUCUCAUUCAUCAGCGGAAAGCUUUGAGUCUUGUCGCGUUGAGCAGUCCGCCGCCACGGAAGGCAACAGCAGAAACCACAUAUAUUUAUGAGUAUUGGUUUAUCGUGUUCUCGCGGCAGUUGUGCAGAACUGUGCUGCUUUCAUAGAAUCUUCACCUUCCCUCCUCCCCCAAUAGCAGAAGGAGGGACUCUUUCAUGUGCGGUUUAACAUUACUUUUAUUAUUGCUAUAAAACCGAUCCGCUCUCUCUCUUUUUAGUUUAUUCCUCUCUUUUCUCGACGAGCUUACCGGUUGCCGAAGCUGCACCUGUUCUCAAAGUGUGCCUGCUCUCGUUCCUUUCGCCUACACGCGCGUGAGACACCUCGCAUAAGUCCCCCUCACGCUCGAACGCAUAUUUGCUCUCACCACUGCUAUUUUUUUUUCUCGUUUUUUUGUUCGCAGAGCGGGAGAACGAUAUAGGCAAGGAGAGAAACAAGCAAGGCGUAACAUGAGUUCCUACCAACCCGCCACAGCAGUCUCCACAGCGCCGUCUAUGGGCAACUACGGCAACUCGCGGCGCGGCCCGCGCAACACGACCGCGCCGUCCGCAGCAGCACCAACUGCUACUGCCACUACCAUCUCCAACACCAUCGGCUCUCCGGGCACCGUGUCGAACAUGUCUGACUCGCUUAACAAAGGGACUGCCACCUCGGCGGGGCUGCCCUUUAACGCGGCGAACACCAUCAACCCGGUCGCGUCUCCGCGCACGGAAAGGGGCGAUGCCAACCACGGCAACGGCAACGCAGCUGCAGACGACAAGAUUGGUAACACGACGGACUCCGUGAUCGAGGAGUUAAAGGUGCUGGCGAAGUCGAUGUUGGAGGCGACGAACGCGGCCCGGCGGCGCACGAGCUCCAUUGAGCACCGCAAAUCGUACGAGGCCCUCAUGCAUGCCAUUGAAAACCGCGUCAAUGGAGAGACGAGUAACGGCAGGAGAGAGACCAUUACGAACACCACUGCCGUGUCUGGUGGCGUUGGAGCCGCUGCUGGAAGUGCCCGGCAGCUUCAACCACAACAGCAGAAUCAGCAGCAGCAACAGCAGCACAUCGAUCCCAAUAUGAGCGACGUGUCCGGGUCGGAGCUGCUGUCGGCUCAUCUGAUCGAGCAGUUGACGGAUAUACCGGCAGAGCUGUCGCCUGGCAACCGGGUGCGUCAGAUGCAGCAGCUAGAACAGUUACAGCGGCAGCAGCAGCAGCAGCGCAGUAAGGCGACGAGGGGACGCAACGCCGGUGCCGCAACGACUGCUGCUGCAACGAAGCCUGACUCCACUGUUGAAGCAGCAGCCGUGAUAGCUGCAGCAGAAGCAACGAAGGCACCAGCGCAACGUGUCCCCGCCGCCGUGACGCGCGAAGACAUCGCUGAGGAGGCAGUCGAGGAGGAGAACCUGGUAGCGCAAGAGGAGGAGCUGGUCUACCCUACGGCGAAGGACACUGUGGCGCGCCGUGCUGGUCGGAGAAUGCCGCCCGCCGAGGACGAAGAGGAUGAUGACGACGACGGCACCGCCUACGACGGCGUGCGGGCGCAGGUGCUCUUUAAACCAGUGAACCGCACAGCCUAUCACGAGGUGCUUGCCUCCACGUGGAAGCCGGAGGGGCUGACGCGGCGCGUGCCGGUGGAGGAGAACCCCCGGAAGAGGGGCUCAGGCGGCAGUAGCAGCAGUAGCAGCAGCAGCGACCGCAGCAGUGACACGGAGGACGAGGAGGACGAUGACGAGGCCAUGGCGACGGUCACCACGCGCAACAAAGCACGCAGGGCGUCGGAGACGCAGCCGAUGCGGACCAUGAAGGUCUACCGUGUCCCCGCCUUCCCGUACGGCGGCGGCGUGACGGAGCAGCAGGCGCGUCUCCUGCAACGUCAGUUCGACGCCUGCAUCCAAAGCGGGGAGCAUUUGCACUCGAACGCGACGGGACCGAAGCUGAUCACCAAGGCGGCGUUUGACGCGUACGACUACAACGAGGUGGUCGUCGCGACGGCUCAGAUGGACCUGAAGACCUUCAAGCCGACCUCACCCUACGAAUUUGUUGUCGAGGUGGAGCGGGAUGUUCGCUUUGACGCCGUCAAGUCACGCGAGGAGCGCCGCCGCCGCUUCAAGCGUCUCGUCCACGAGAACCGUGCCCCCGCCACGAUGGGCACCUUCGACCUCCGCGUGAUCAUGGACCCGUUCAAGACCGGCUUCGAGGAGGAGAAGAACUUCCCGAUAAUCCCCGGCACGGUGAUUGCGGGGCGCUACGAGAUCAUUCAAAUGCUGGGCAAGGCCACCUUCAGUCGCGCGGUGCGGUGCUACGACCUGCACGAUCCCAUCUACGACGAUGCCGAGGGUGACGAAGAGGCGGAGGAGGCGGAGUACAGUAGCGACGACGACGAUGAUGACGGAGAGGAGGGUAAUGCGGGCAUCGAGGCGAAGGAGAAUGGCGCGUCUGCCUCGCCCGCAGAGGACGCGACUGCGGAUGACGACGAUAAAAAAGACAUCAGCAGCAGCGCCGCCGUCGCCGCCGAUACUGCCGCAUCCCCGGCGGUCUCGAAGCAGGAGGCGAAGACAGACGCUAAAAAGAAAGGUUUGCACGGCAGGCGGUCCGCGAAGAAGCGGAAGCUGCUCGGGUACGGGCAGGUGUGUCUUAAGAUUAUCAACAACACGAAGGACUUCUUCGACCAGUCGUUAGACGAGAUUCGGCUGCUGACACUGUUGAACCGGCAGCGCGACCCGGACGAGGCACACAUCGUCCGCCUCAUUGACGCUUUCUACUACAAGGAGCAUGUUAUGCUCGUCACGGAGCUGCUGCGCGACACCCUCUACGACUACGGCAAGUACAACCGUGAGGAGGAGGAGGAGUUCUACUUCACAGUGCCGCGCCUGCGCCGACUCACUCGUCAGAUCACCGAGGCCCUCACGUACGUGCACUCGCUCAAUCUUAUCCACACCGACCUGAAGCCGGAGAACAUCAUGUUUGUCUCGUACAGUCGCUGCAUUGUGAAAGUAAUCGACUUUGGUAGCAGCUGCUUCCUCAGCGACCACCUGAGCUCGUACAUCCAAAGCCGUAGCUACCGCGCACCGGAGGUGGUGCUCGGCUGCGACUACGACGGCCGCAUCGACGUCUGGUCCCUUGGCGCGAUUCUAGUGGAGAUGGUCACGGGGGAUGUGCUCUUCACUUCCGACACGGUGCCGGAGAUGCUGGCGCGCAUCGUGUACGUCUGCGGGACCCCGUUUCCACGACACAUGCUGUGGGAGGGCCGGCACACCAGCGACUACAUUAAUAAAUUCGGUUGCAUCUACGAGUACGGCGGUGCCGGUGACGACCGCGGCGCGCACAACGGCAAGGGUGAGGAGGACGGCGAGGAGCCCUACUGCCUCUACACACCGGUGCCGACGAUGUCCCCGCACACGUGCAACGCGCCGAAGAAGUCGAAGGCGACCUCGACCACCUCGCGCACGCCCGGCGGCCCGUACAGUGUGUUGCGCGAGAAGCUGGCUGCGGCGAAGAUGGUGGACGAGGACUUCAUUUCGUUUGUGGAGGCGUGCUUGACGCUGGACCACAAGAGGCGUCCCACCUCAGCGCAGCUGCUGGGUCACCCUUUCAUCAAGGGUGAGCUAAUAUAA
Molecule: messenger RNA, 4125 nt
Organism: Leptomonas pyrrhocoris
Lineage: Eukaryota; Euglenozoa; Kinetoplastea; Trypanosomatida; Trypanosomatidae
Product: putative protein kinase
Exons: 1
Coding region: 979-4125 (1048 amino acids)
Biological process (GO): peptidyl-threonine phosphorylation; peptidyl-serine phosphorylation
Cellular component (GO): cytoplasm
Molecular function (GO): ATP binding; protein serine/threonine kinase activity; protein tyrosine kinase activity
Source: RefSeq, a predicted model, not a curated record